This is a messenger RNA of Aureococcus anophagefferens, 1134 nucleotides long. RefSeq lists its product as hypothetical. The annotation marks the transcript as partial. The record is from RefSeq and is a predicted model, not a curated record. The transcript has a single exon. Lineage: Eukaryota; Pelagophyceae; Pelagomonadales; Pelagomonadaceae. Gene Ontology annotation, cellular component: endomembrane system; membrane.
CAGAUCUCGCGGCUGUUGACGUUCGACAAGUCCGGCGACUUUUUGCCGCCGGUCCACGUCGACGAGUUCUGGCUGUUGCACAAGUCGCUCGUGCCCGUCAACGACACGCUCGACCGCGUCACGUUGACGGCGUCGCUGGACGUCGAGGGGCUCAUGAAGUGGCAGAUCAAAAAGUCCAUGGAGCAGCAGUGGGCGAGCCAGCGGGCGAUGGGUUUGCAGUCCGACGGCGAGAGCGACGUGAUCCGCGAGAUGCUGAGCGACACGGAGCCCUGGCUGCUGGCGCUGACGUGCCUCGUGUCCAUGCUCCACAUGGUCUUCGAGGGGCUCGCCUUCAAGAACAACGUCAAGUUCUGGCGGAACAAGAAGACGCUCGAAGGGCUGUCCGCGCGGACGAUUGCGCUCAACUGCGUCUUCCAAUUGGUCAUCCUGCUCUACCUCCUGGACAACGACACGUCCUGGAUGAUCCUGAUCUCGUCGUCCAUGGGUCUCUUUACGGAGGUCUGGAAAUUGUCCAAGGCCGUGAAGGUCCGGAGGGACCCGGACACGGGCCACUGGGGCGUGCACUGCGAGGAGUCGUACGCCGUGUCGGAGACGAAGGAGUACGACGACAUCGCGACGCGCCACCUGCUGCGCGUCGUGGCGCCGCUGCUGCUGGGCUACAGCGCCUACAGCCUCGUGACGGGCCGCCACAAGGGCUGGUACUCGUGGCUCGUGGGCUCGUGCGUCGGCUUCAUCUACGCCUUCGGCUUCGUCAUGAUGACGCCCCAGCUCUACAUCAACUACCGCCUCAAGUCCGUGGAGCACCUGCCCUGGCGCGCCAUGGUCUACAAGUCGCUGAACACGUUCAUCGACGACCUCUUCGCGUUCAUCAUCAAGAUGCCGACGAUGCACCGGCUCUCGUGCCUCCGCGACGACGUCAUCUUCGUCGCGACGCUCUACCAGCGCUACAUCUACCGCGUCGACUACACGCGCAUCAACGAGUUCGGCCAGGGCGGCGUGGACCCGGACGCGGACAAGGUCGAGGCGGAGAAGGCGGUCGACCGCGUGUCCGCGUACGCGUCCGUGGUCGACCAGCCCGACGACGUCGCGCCCGAGCCCGUCGCCGACGACGCCGCCGCCGCGGGUCUCGACUAG